This is a messenger RNA of Phaeodactylum tricornutum CCAP 1055/1, 2338 nucleotides long. RefSeq lists its product with no specific name. Bases 92 to 2272 code for a protein of 726 amino acids. The record is from RefSeq and is a predicted model, not a curated record. Lineage: Eukaryota; Bacillariophyta; Bacillariophyceae; Surirellales; Neidiaceae. The transcript is spliced from 4 exons. Gene Ontology annotation, molecular function: digalactosyldiacylglycerol synthase activity.
GAGAGGUUGUGCGUCUCACGUUCCAAUUCAUUCUACCAUUGCUUCCUUUGCGCAGAACCUACUUUGCAUUCACGAUCGACGUUCCUUUACCAUGAGUACUGCAAAGGCUAACGCAGUGGAAGAGUUGGAAUCCGGUAUACGAGUCGCCGAUCCAAUCCGGGCUGACGACGAUCACCGCAACGAUGAGAUCGUGGACGACCAGGUGGCGACGCCCAUUGCUGCGGUGGAAGUCCAACCCCGUCUCACGAAAACUUCCGAAGAUGUGGUGCUUUUGGAAAAACAGCACGUCAAUGAUCAAGGAGAACCGAUUGAUGUAGCGCGAGCCGAACAAGACCGGAACCUUACCAGCGAAUCCGACUUGUCGGAUACGAAUCGUAAGAUAUGGGUCGUUACGACUGCCGCCAUGCCGUGGAGGACGGGAACUUCGCUUAAUCCCUUAAUGCGAGCCCUAUAUUUGACGCGGGGACGUCCCAAGCAUAGUAUCACUUUGGUAAUUCCUUGGCUGGAAGACAUCAAAUCCCGGAAAAAGUUAUACGGAGAUGCCUUGUGUUUUGACGAUGGGGGCAAGCAAGCCCAAGAGCAAUGGAUUCGAGAGUACUGUCGGGAACGUUGCAAGUGCGAAGAGGAGGAACAGAAUUUACGCAUCAUGUUUUGGAGAGGACGGUAUCACGACGGAUUUGGCUCCAUCUUUCCAGUGGAAGAUAUCUGUAGCCUAAUACCUAAGAAAGAAGCAGACGUGGCCAUUCUAGAAGAGCCAGAGCAUUUGAACUGGUUCCGAUUACCAACAAAAGUGGGAAAGAACGAAGAAAACCAGGACGUGGACCGACUUGGCUGGGCUCACAAAUUCAAACAUGUGGUUGGGGUGGUUUUCUUUUUGUUGCAGCUCCACACAAACUACGGUGCCUACAUUCGUCAAUAUGGAAUGGGAACUUCUUUCGUGACGGCACCUGCGUUGGACGCGCUCAGUUCCUUGGUGGUGCGAGCCUACUGUCACCGCCUUGUUCGCCUGAGUGCCACGUUACCUUCACUAGAUUCAGAUAUUGAAGUCACCAGCAAUGUUCACGGGGUUCGUUCCGAGUUUCUAUCACCUCCCCAACGAAAGUCCGAAACUACUAAGCCACAUGCUCCUGUUUACUUUGUUGGCAAAUUAAUCUGGGCCAAGGGUUUUGAUAAAGUGCUCGAAGUACAGGAAGCCUAUCAUGAAGUGGCGGGGGAGUAUUUUGCAAUGGAUAUUUACGGUGGUGGUGACGACAUGAAAGCGAUCCAAAGAGGUUUCUUUGGGCGGCACAAAUCAAAUUCUAACAGGAGCGACGACUCUUCGGACUCGUUGUCGCAAAUCGAAUCUACCGAUUCCAUGGAUGACUCGCAAGCUGCCGACGUUUUCGGUAAGAGCGAGUCACUUAGAGAACAGAUUCUUACCAGAAACAGAGCUCAUCAUGUAAAUUUAGCAGGAAAAGAAAAAUACAAGUCAGAUGAUGAAGCCAAUUCUGAAAUAAGUGGAGAAGAGGACAUUUUGGAAGGAGCCGACGAUAACGCACCCCUGGAUAUCCUAGGCGAUGUGUCCGGUAAGGCUUUGAGUACCGGUGCCGAGACGGCCAGUGCAGCCAUGAAAAUGAUCGAAUCGAUCAUGUCGGCCGGAUUUGGUGCGUUUGGUGGCGGUAGCGAGAGCAACUCGGAAAACAAGUCAACCGACGAAAUCGGAAGCAAGCGGAGCAGGAGUAAUGUACCUUCAUUUAUGUUUGGACCGGCCCGCUCUCGUUUCAAGUGGCGCCGAACGCCAAUUCCGGCUCGUUUUCUUGGUGUCGAAGAUCAUAUUGUCGUCAGAGAUAUUCCGGACCAUAAGAUUUUUCUGAAUAUGUCAAUAACAGAGGUUUUGUGUACAACAUCAGCGGAGGCGCUGGCUAUGGGCAAAUUUGUGAUUUUACCGAAACAUUCUUCCAAUGAGUUCUUUUACUGCUUUCCAAAUUGUUUGGCGUUCGAAGACAUGGAUGACUGCGUACGUAAGAUACAGUACGCACUGACCAACAAACCGGAACCAUUGACGGACAAGUUUGUACGAAUGCUAUCUUGGGAAGGCGCCACUGAUCGCCUGUACGAUUCAUCAGGGAUGACGCGGGACGAAGCAGAUAAGUUAAAAGAGGCCGGUAGAGUGGAAAAACGCGAGAAGGCUGCUCGCUUUCAUGUAGAUAGCGCCCAGAAAAGCCAUUUUGUGACGAGCUUACUCAGCGGAAAGAUGUUGAAGAAAGCGCUAUCUUCCCAUUCCUUCAAUUAGCACCAGAAAUUUGCAAACCAGCGAAUUCCUUCUAUUCAAAAACGGUAGUAAAUGAUGAGUUCUUAA